Molecule: messenger RNA, 1904 nt
Organism: Suillus plorans
Lineage: Eukaryota; Fungi; Basidiomycota; Agaricomycetes; Boletales; Suillaceae
Product: cytochrome P450
Exons: 13
Coding region: 208-1797 (529 amino acids)
Molecular function (GO): heme binding; oxidoreductase activity, acting on paired donors, with incorporation or reduction of molecular oxygen; iron ion binding
Source: RefSeq, a predicted model, not a curated record
GGUUAGGUGCUACCAGGCACGUGCGAACCGUCAUAUGCUGGCAGUAUCGAUAUCGGCGGAUUCAUGUCGGCAGCUGUCUUUCCUAGACAAACGAUCUGUAGUACGGAUCACCUAUGGGGUACUUAAAGAGCCAUUCAUCACUCGAUUACAUCAUGAUUCGUGACUUACAACGAAUUCCCUCCAAUCUUUCUUUGUACCCCAUCAACCAUGCUAAAACUACCUGACCUGCACAUCGCCGACAACACGCAGCUCGUCCCCAGUGCUGCAGUUUGUCUCCUUGUGGUAGGAAUAAUUGCUCGGGCGUUCCUUGCUAAAUCAGAGAGCGGUCUUCCUCUCCCACCUUCCCCUCCCACUUGGAGACUUAAGGGGCACUUCCUGCCGCAACUUUUCCCAUCUCUCACUAUAGCGGGAUGGAUUGAAAAAUACGGUCCUGUGGUCACCAUUCGGUCAGGGUUCGAGAGGGUGGUUUUGAUCGGCCGUUACAAAGCUGCCGUGGAUAUUAUGGAGAACCAGGGGAAAUUCACAGCUGACCGUCCCCGCAAUAUUGCUGGUGGAGAAAUAUUUAAUGGCGGAAUGAGUAUAGUCUUUUCACCGUUUGGGGACAGGUUCCGUCGGAUGCGUAGAGCACUUCAUUCGCAUCUACAGCCUAAAGCAGCUGAAGUGUAUCAGCCCCUGCAGAUGUCACAUGCAAGCAACACAGUUCUCGGCAUUCUCGAUGAUCCACACAACUUCCAGAACCACGUGACAACUUAUGCGGCAACAACAAUCAUGAAGGUUGCAUAUGGCAAGACUGCCCCUACAUCUGCGACAGAUCCCGAUGUUAUUGCACUUCGUCGACGCAUUCAGUUCGUUCAGAGGGCAAUGAUCCUGCGUCCCGGCGCUUACCUAGUAGACGUGAUCCCGUGGCUCAAAUAUCUUCCUUGGUAUGCACGAGACUUGAAACAAGAGUUUGAGAGGGAAAAGAAACUCAACAUUGGUCGGCUGAACCUCGUGAAAGAGAAAAUGCAGAAGGACGUGGACAUUGGCCCUUCGUUCAUGGGAUAUAUGCUAGAAAAUGACCAUCUCUAUGGUUUGACAGAGACCGAGAUGGCCUUUCUUAGUGGUACCUUCUUUUCGGCUGGUUCCAGCACGACUUUUCUGGCAAUAUGCGCGGUACUCUUGGCAGCCGCACGUUUCCCUGAGGAGCAAACUAAAGUUCAGGCUGAACUCGAUGCAGUCAUCGGAAGGCACCAAGCGCCAACAUUCGCCGACCAAGAAUCCCUUCCUCGCCUGCAAGCAUUCAUCUCUGAGGCCUUGAGAUGGAGACCACCCUUGCCUAAUGGUGGUGGGUAUCUUUUGGUUUGGUUCCUACAUACAUUUCACAACAUUCACACCGCAGCAUUGGCUCACCGAACAACUCACGACGUCAUAUGGGAAAAUUAUUGCAUUCCAGCCGGGACCACAUUGUACGCCGACCAUUGGUCGAUCUCUCGAGAUCCUGACGUCUACCCGGAGCCUGAAGAGUUCAAGCCUCAGCGUUGGAUUGACGAUCAAGGUCGCCUGAGAGAUGACUUGAAAUUCUUCGUCUAUGGCUUUGGCCGGCGCGUAUGUCCCGGUCAACAUGUCGCGAACAGAUCGGUGUUUAUCAACUCGCUCCUCAUCUUAUGGGCCUUCCAGCUCACUCUGGAUCCCACGAAGCCGUUGAAUGACAUAGGAUUCAUGAAUGGGGCGGUAUCAGAUACCCCCCCGUGCCCAAUUGAGUUUGAGACUAGGAUUCCGGAAUCGGAGCUCAGGCGCCUGAUGCAGCAUUAUCCAUGAAAGAAUUUGAUGCUUGGAUGGGUCAGGAAGAGACGAAGGACCGGUUACCAACGAAUAAACAAUAUCGGUGCGAGAAGGGCAGACUGGUGGGGGCACGCCUCACGCCA